GAGGACAACAAAGUAUCUCAGCGACGUCCUUCAUCCAUCGCAGGUCUCCAAGAUGACCUCAACGUUGGAAUGGCGAAGGCGAGAUCUGGUGAACGUCCGCGGUGUUCCCAUGAUUUGCCCCUUUGCCCACAACUUGGAGCAGAUAACGGAUCAUUUCCAGGCACGGGACGGUGACAUCGUCAUAGCGACGUACCCCAAAUCAGGUACAACGUGGAUGAGCGAGGUCGUGGAUCUUGUCCUGAAUGACGGAGACAUCGAGAAGAGCCGGAGGGAUGCCAUUUUCAAGAAGGUUCCGAUGCUGGAGUUCCAGGUCCCGGGGGAGAUACCGCCAGGAAGUGAGAUAUUGGAAUCCGUCCCGUCCCCGAGAGUAAUAAAGACUCACCUUCCUGUGUCGCUCUUCCCAAAGUCCUUGUGGUACCAGAACGUCAAGAUCAUCUACGUGGCGAGGAACCCCAAAGACGUGGCCGUGUCCUUCUAUCACUUCGACAAGAUGAACCAGCUGCAUCCGGAUCCGGGGACCUGGGAGGAGUACGUCGAGCGGUUCAUGGAAGGGAACGUCGGUUUCGGCCCCUGGGGAGCUCAUGUGAGGGAUUGGUGGGACCUGAGGCAGCAGAAGGACAUCCUGUACGUGUUCUAUGAGGACAUGUUGGAGGAUCCGAGCCGCGAGAUCCGGAAAGUGGUGAAGUUUUUGGGGAAGGACUUCUCCGAGGAGGUCGUGGAUAAGAUUUGUCAGCAUACUUCCUUCAAGGCAAUGAAAGAGAAUUCCCUUACCAAUUACACAGCCUUGUCUUCCACCAUCAUGGACCAGUCCAUCUCCCCGUUCAUGAGGAAAGGAAUCUGCGGCGAUUGGAAGAACCAUUUCACAGUGGCCCAGAGCGAGAGAUUUGAUGAGUUUUACCAGAAAGAGAUGUCCGGAACGGACCUGACCUUCCGCUUCUAGAAUCAAUA
Nanorana parkeri is the source of this 948-nucleotide messenger RNA. RefSeq names its product sulfotransferase family cytosolic 1B member 1-like. Gene Ontology annotation, molecular function: sulfotransferase activity. The record is from RefSeq and is a predicted model, not a curated record. Gene Ontology annotation, biological process: sulfation. Gene Ontology annotation, cellular component: cytoplasm. The transcript has 7 exons. Lineage: Eukaryota; Metazoa; Chordata; Amphibia; Anura; Dicroglossidae. The coding region runs from base 53 to 940 and encodes 295 amino acids.